Molecule: messenger RNA, 1932 nt
Organism: Salvia splendens (bonfire salvia)
Lineage: Eukaryota; Viridiplantae; Streptophyta; Magnoliopsida; Lamiales; Lamiaceae
Product: 4-coumarate--CoA ligase 2
Exons: 6
Coding region: 35-1735 (566 amino acids)
Molecular function (GO): 4-coumarate-CoA ligase activity
Source: RefSeq, a predicted model, not a curated record
CUUCUCUUUUUCUCUCUUUCGAAAUCGAUCAACAAUGUUGAAGGUAGCGGCGAGCGAAGCUCAGAAUCCAGAGCUCUCAUCUCACGCGCCGCCGCCGCCUCUAUCAGCCGAGGAAACUCACAUCUUCGUCUCCAAACUCCCCGCCAUUCCGAUCACCAACGACAUUCCUCUCCACACCUACUGCUUCCAGCACUCCUCUGAGUAUCCAGAUCGCCCCUGCCUCAUCGUCGGCGCCGGCGCCGGAAAAUCCUACACCUUCGCCGAAACGCACCUCAUCUGCCGUAAGGUGGCGGCCGGCCUCUCCGCCGUCGGAAUUAGGAAAGGCGACAUGGUGAUGUCGCUCCUCCAGAACUGCGCCGAGUUCGUCUUCACGUUCAUGGCGGCGUCGAUGAUCGGCGCCGCCACCACCACCGCGAAUCCGUUCUGCACCUCCGGCGAGAUCUACAAGCAGUUCAAGGCGUCGGGAUCGAAGAUGAUCGUCACUCAAUCGGCGUACGUCGAUAAGCUCCGAGACACCGGCGACGAAUCGAUUGUUUUCGGGAAGGAUUUCUCCAUCGUCACGAUCGAUUCGCCGAUUGAGGAUUGCCUGAGCUUCUCCGAUCUAAUGGCGGCGGAUGAGGCGAGUUUGCCGGAGGUGGAAAUCGAUCCGAACGACGCCGUUGCGCUUCCGUUCUCUUCAGGAACCACGGGGCUGCCGAAGGGGGUGAUUUUGACGCAUCGGAGCUUGAUCUCGAGCGUCGCGCAGCAGGUCGACGGCGAGAAUCCUAAUUUGUACUUAAAAUCAGACGACGUCGUUCUGUGCGUGCUGCCGCUGUUCCACAUCUUCUCGUUGAACUCGGUGCUUCUGUGCUCGCUGAGAUCCGGCGCGGCGAUUUUGCUGAUGCAGAAGUUUGAGAUCGGAGCUCUGCUCGAGCUGAUUCAGCGGCACCGCGUCUCGGUGGCGGCGGUGGUGCCGCCGCUUGUGCUGGCGUUGGCGAAGAAUCCGAUGGUGGAUGGCUUUGAUUUGAGCUCUAUUAGGAUGGUUCAUUCGGGGGGAGCGCCGCUGGGGAAGGAGCUGGAAGCGGCGCUGCUCAGCCGUCUGCCGCAGGCGGUGCUUGGACAGGGCUAUGGCAUGACUGAGGCCGGGCCCGUGUUAUCCAUGUGCUCGUCCUUCGCGAAGCUUCCACUGCCAACCAAGUCCGGCUCUUGCGGCAACGUGGUCCGCAACGCUGAGCUCAAAAUCGUCGACCCCGACACCGGCUGCUCCCUCCCCCGCAACAAACCCGGUGAAAUUUGCAUCCGUGGACCUCAAAUCAUGAAAGGGUAUUUGAAUGAUCCGGAGGCAACUGCUAGAACUAUAGACGUGGACGGUUGGCUCCACACGGGCGACAUAGGGUACGUGGAUGAUGACGAUGACGUGUUCAUCGUAGAUAGGGUGAAGGAACUCAUCAAAUUCAAAGGCUUUCAGGUGCCACCAGCUGAGCUCGAGGCUCUUCUCAUAUCCCAUACCCAAAUUUCUGAUGCUGCAGUUGUAUCGCAAAAAGAUGAAGCUGCUGGUGAAGUUCCUGUGGCUUUUGUAGUUCCAUCAAAGGAAUCCAAACUUACUGAAGAAUCUGUCAAAGAGUUCAUCUCCAAACAGGUUGUAUUUUACAAGAGACUACACAAAGUGUACUUUGUUCCUUCGAUUCCAAAGUCAGCAUCUGGUAAAAUAUUGAGGAGGGAUUUGAGAGCCAAGCUUGCUCAUGCUUCCUCUUAAUAAUUAUAAUUACAUAUAUUCAAAUAUGCAAUUUAGAUUUAUCAUUUAUUGCCUCGCGUUUGUUACCUUUUUUCCAUGUUUAUUUAUACUAAGGAAACAGUUUUUCAUCAUGUAAUUUUUUUGGAGACAUCAAUUCUUUGUAUUAGUAAUGUCUAUUUAUUCGAUCCAAUGAAUAUUUUGCAAUAAUUUAUCACUUA